AAACGAGGAGAGCCUUUAAAAGACCUGAGGACAUGAUAUUGCUCGACAGUCGUUGAUCGUUGAUCGUUCAGUCACAUUGCCGUCGACCGGUCCAUGUCCAUGUCCAUGUCCAUGGAGCUUUCUUAAUAUUAAUAUACUAUUACUGUGCUGUGUAGUUAAUAUAUAAGUACUUAUCUAUCUACAGUUUAAAAUUAUAUCUGAUAUCAUGAGGAUUCUAUGUCUGAUAACGGUGAGUGGAUAUCGCUUCACUGAUCAGACUAUAUUAUUAUUAUUAUUAUUAUUAUAAUUAUUUAUUCAAAAUUAAAACGUGCUCAUCUGUCAAGUGAAACAUAUUAAUAAAUUUAUAUUUUUGGAUUAUUGUGAAUAAUCAAAUUUUUAAAAUUGUAAAUAAAAAAGUGACUGCAAGUGAUAUUUUCAUCGAUAAAAAUGAAGCUUAUAUAUUAUUUAAGUGUCGGUUCAUUUUUGAUAUCUGUAACAGCAGCUGAGAGUGAUAUAUCUAUUGGGGAUAAUAUUAAGCGAACUCCUCGUGCCUUGGUUUUAAAACCAGUUAUUAAAGAAGACGAUGAAGGACCAUUUGAUUUUCUAGCAAAGUGGAUAUCUCGGAUGAUAAAUCCAUCACCGAAAAAACCACCAUCAUCGCAUCUAUCAAUGUUGGGAUCCCUUCGAGUUCCUGGUAUAAAUGAUCCAGUCUUUUUAGAGAAUCUCAGCAUUCCAUCACGUUCUCCGAACCGCUUUGUUUUUCGCGUAAUGCCCGAGACCCUUAAAACACCAUCAUUUUCUGGGAUGUCAUUUACAGACCAAUCAAAUUCAUUUUCACCAUUUUUUCCAAUUACAUCCACUCGUCUUCCAAUUACAACAAAUAAUUUUAAUAAAAUUUUAUCAACAGCUUCAACAUGGCCACGUUAUCCUCCUCCAUAUUUUAAUUCUCAACACAACAACAGACCAAAUGAUUAUUUUAAUAACAAUUACAACAAUCAACCGGUUAAUUUUUACAAAGAAUUUUUACCUCACCAGCCGUAUAAAAAACCAUUAACUCAAUAUCCUUUAAAUCCAACAUCAUCACCAAGUGAACCAUUUCGUCCAUAUGUACCUCAAACAUCUUAUGGUAAUUAUGACAAUCAUAAUUUAAUUUCCGGUGGUAAUAAUAAUUUUAAUUACGGAUCAAAUUAUCGUCCUUCUUUAUAUCCAUCUCCAUCUUAUAAUCCCCAUGACCUUCAUAACUACAAUCAUCAUUUCGCUAUUUCUAAUCAUUCAAAAAUUAAUAAUUUUAUAUCUGAUGCUAAUAUGCAUAAACCAAUUAUUAAUAAUAAUGAUAAUAAUAAUAAUAAUGAAGAAUUAACUGAUGAAAUGAAAGAAACUCUUGAAACAGUUGAUCUAAAUAAAGUGACCCCAAUAACAACACAUACUUCAGUAUUUUUAAAUAAUAAUAAUAAUAUAACUCCAACAAUAAAUCCAUCAACAAAAACAAAAAUAACAUCUUCACCAGCAUCGAUAAAUGACAAUGAAAUUUAUCGUUCUGAUCGUAUGAUACCAACUAUAAAUCCAAACUAUAAAGACACUCGUUAUUGGAGACCCUUGAAAACUACAUCAAUUAUAAGUUCAUCAUCAACUUUACGUCCAACUUCAUUGUCAUCAAUAACCACAUCCAGCAGUACAAAUAGAUACAGUGCACGUGAUAUACAAGAAAUACCACCGCCAAAUUUAAAAAAUUGGAAACAAGAUAUUUAUCGAGAAAAUUCAACCGAAAUUAUUAAUAUAAAUGAUAGUAAUAAUAAUAAUAAAGAAUGGAUUAUAGCUGACAAGAGUUCAGAUUCAAGAAUGGAUGAAAAAAAUCAAGAUGAUAUAACUUUGGGACAAAAUGAUUCUCAAGAACAUAAUGGUAAUAAAAAUAAAGAUCAUGAUCCUAAAUUAAAUGUUAUUAGAACUUUUAAAAAAAAUAUAAACAAUUCACGUGGUAAUAGUAGAGAAUGGAAACCACCGACGACAAUGAAAACUACAACCACAACGAUAAAUAAUCGCCGGUUUAUUAGUAAUAAUAAUAAUAAUAAUAAUAAUAAUAAUAAUAAUAAUAAUAAUAAUAACUAUACUGUAAGUACAAUUGAUAAUGUUAUGGAUUUAACGGCCAAUAAUGAUUGGAGGGAUGAUAUUAAAAAAAAUAAAAGAAAGAUAGAUAGAUUAAAAAAUAGUAAUAAUAGAAGAGUUAGAAUUGUUGAAAGCGUUCAGAGUUCCGUCUCAAUGAUUUCUUCAAAAAAUGAUAAUAAAAAAACAAUAUUAACUCAUUGAAAAACCUCUAAUUUUAUUUUUUCAUUUUACUUUAAAUUAUUAUUUAAAUAAGUAUUAUAUUAAUAUAAAUGAUUUAUUAUUUAAUAGCAAAUACUCGAAAGCUUUAAUAAAUGUUAAAACAAUAAUUGUAUAUGUAUUUUUUUUGUUAUAAUUUUUAUGUUGAUUGUUAUUAUUUCUUUAAAUGAUUCUUUAUAGUAAAUUAUAUAAAAUAAACAUGUUUUUUUUUUCUUUUUGCAAAUUUUUAGUUUAAAUUGAUAUAAAACAAAUUAAUUAAAUUCUUUCUGAGACAUUAAGAUUUUUAAUCUGUAAGCAAAAGUCUUACAUGAUAUUGAUUGACAAGAAAGUUUUUCUAGAUAUAAAAUAAUAAAAAUAUAACUAAAUGAAACUUUGAUAAAUCAAUAAAAGAGAAAAUUAAUAUCAUCUGUGACAAACUUUCACAUUAACUGGCAAAUUAUAAAAAAAAAUUGAUAUAAUAUAAUUUAAUAAAAUGUAUUUGUAAUUAAUUAAAUAAGUAUUAUAAUUUUUAAAAAACAUACCUAUCUUCAGCACCAUAAAUGGAUGCUUUAAAUAUUUUAGUCAAAAAAUAAUUAAAAGCUUAAAAAAAAAAUUUUGAUUCACAGGAAUCCCAAUCCCAAGUAAGAUGAAAAAUAAAUGACAUUUCUAGCAUCCUUAUGUUAAUGUUAAAGUUAAUGUACAUAACAACAGUAUAUUAUAUAUACAUGGAUAUCUCAAUACAAAAUAGUAGUGUCCUAACUAAUAAAUAAUUAUUUUACUCAUGCAUUUACAUCAAUUGUUACGCAUCAGUCAAACACGCGAUCUCAAUAAAGAUUUCAUAAAAUUCAUAUUUGCUCUCUAUUUCACUCAAAGAUUUCACUUUUAAAUUCUAGCAAUUAUUAUAAAUACAUGUAUAUUAUUAAUUACCAUUGUGUAAUGUCGCUAUUAUAAUUUGUCUAUUUGACAAAU
Molecule: messenger RNA, 3246 nt
Organism: Microplitis mediator
Lineage: Eukaryota; Metazoa; Arthropoda; Insecta; Hymenoptera; Braconidae
Product: probable cyclin-dependent serine/threonine-protein kinase DDB_G0292550
Exons: 3
Coding region: 427-2283 (618 amino acids)
Source: RefSeq, a predicted model, not a curated record